Messenger RNA from Scheffersomyces stipitis CBS 6054, 525 nucleotides. Its product is annotated as mitochondrial 54S ribosomal protein uL13m. Gene Ontology annotation, cellular component: ribosome; mitochondrial large ribosomal subunit. Gene Ontology annotation, biological process: translation; negative regulation of translation. Bases 1 to 525 code for a protein of 174 amino acids. Gene Ontology annotation, molecular function: structural constituent of ribosome; mRNA binding. The transcript has a single exon. NCBI's taxonomy places the organism in Eukaryota, Fungi, Ascomycota, Pichiomycetes, Serinales, Debaryomycetaceae. The record is from RefSeq and is a predicted model, not a curated record.
AUGUCUCAGAGAAUAGGAACUUCGGCUGCCGCUCUUACCAGAGUGUGGCACCAUGUCGAUGCCGCCUCAGAUCCUAGAACCUUGGGUCGUUUGGCUGCCAGCAUUGCUAUAACUUUACAAGGCAAGCACAAGCCUACUUAUUCACCAAACAGAGACCAUGGAGACUACGUCGUAGUGACAAACUGCAAGCAUUUGAAGGUGACGGGUAACAAAUUGCAAGACAGACAUUACUGGUCGCAUACAACACGCCCUGGUUCGCUUAACUUGAUUCCUAUGGAAAGAAUGAUAGCCAACAAGGGUUAUGGAGAAAUCUUGAGAAGAGCCGUUAAGGGUAUGAUUCCUAAAGAUAAGGCAAGAUUGGUGAGAAUGGACAGAUUGAAAGUUUACGAUGGCCACGAACAUCCGUACGUGGACAACUUGAUUGCCUUUGCUGACGAAACACCAGAAAUGCUUGCUAAGGCUGAAGCCUUGCGGAAGCAAGAAGCUGAAAAUGCCCAGAUCAGAGAGAAGUACUUGAAAGAGUAA